AACGUCGUCGUACAAGACAAGGAGGAACACCAGCGAGCAAAGACAAAGGGCUUGACACCAUUUUAGAAUUGAAGAGAGAAAAGAAGAGAAAGAAUGGGUUACGUAUUGAGAGUGAGAUUGGCUUCAUUCUUUGCAGGAGCAGCAACUGCAUCAUUUGCAGGACUUUAUCUCCUUUACAAAGAUUUCAAGGUUGCCCAUGAUGCCAUCUCUCAACAGGUGGAAAGUGCUCAUGAAUCACUUGAUAGACGGAUCUCUGCAUUGGAAAAAUUGAAACAAAGUGAAGCUCCACAGCCUCUGCAAGCAACAGAAUAGGAGAUUCAAGAUGUUCUACUGUAGUUUGAUGUUGUGGCUUCAGACAUGUUUUUCUGAUAAUGCUGUUGGUUUCUAUAUGGAUUUUGUCUCCUUGUUAAAGAAUAAUCAUGACUCCUAACUCUGUAUGGUAAUACUCAAUCAGUUUAAAGAGUCUUCCUGAAGAGGCAAGAUUGCAAUCUCUAUUAGAUGAUUGGCAAUGUAUGAGUAUUCAAAUUUUAUACGUGGUUGAUAUUAUUAUGUAAGAUGUUGGAAAAGUAUUUAUACAUCAUGUCGUAAAAGUUGCUGGGUUUUUUUUA
Messenger RNA from Populus nigra (black poplar), 608 nucleotides. RefSeq lists its product as uncharacterized. Lineage: Eukaryota; Viridiplantae; Streptophyta; Magnoliopsida; Malpighiales; Salicaceae. The record is from RefSeq and is a predicted model, not a curated record. The transcript has 2 exons. Bases 94 to 312 code for a protein of 72 amino acids.